CGGCAGCUCAAGUGAAUCACACGUCGCGUAUUCGGCUCAGCUAACUUGUGUUACUCCAAAACUGUGGACAUGUCGCAACAAUUGCCCUCAAACUGUACCAGGCACCUGGUCCACUUGGUAGUGAUCUUACUGUUUGCCACUCACCUGGCACAUGCCUCCAGUCAGAUCGAUGUGGAUGAGGAUCUGAGGCACAUGCUGGGACGCUGCAGAGGAGCAGGCGAGGAGUACAACGAGUGCAUGCGACAGGUGUUUAACGAUCUGAGGGCUUACUUCACAACAGGUGUGCCCGACUACAACAUCAAGCCCUUUGACCCACAUCGUUGCGGCUACGUCGAGUUGCGAAGGGGCGACUCCCAGGGACUGGGCAGUUUCCGACUGAUCUUGCGCAAUGUCUCCGAGUUCGGAUGGGCCAGAUCCGAGGUGACCAAAUUCCACGCCGACCCAGAGGAUCACCGCAUCGUUUAUGCCCAGUAUUUCCCCGAGAAGAGUCUGGAGGGCGAGUACCAGUUCGUGGGCAAGAUGCUGGGCACCGAGAUCACCCGAAAAGGUCACUGGAAUCUGACGCUUUUCGACUACAGCCAGACAACCAGCGUGCGUCGGAUUGGAGAGCCUGGAUCCCUGAUCAAGGUGCACGUGGAGGUGGAUCGCAUCGGAGGAAUGGAGCUGCAUGUUGGUAAUCUGUUGCAGGGGCAGCCGCUUAACCAGCUGGCCGAUGGAGUAAUCAAUAGCAUGUGGCAGCUGGGCCUGCCCUUUCUGAAGCCAAUGAUCAACGAACUAGUGAGCACCGCCUUUACGGACAUAUUCAACGAGUCCUUCCGCCACUUUCCCCUCGAGAAGUUUCUUGGAACAUGACUUAGUUGUAGUUUUUAAUAUUGGUUUUGUAGUAAUUUUAAUUUCUUUUAAAAACAAAGGCUAGUUAAUUAAACUCAUUAGACAUCUGCCAAAGUGCU
Molecule: messenger RNA, 950 nt
Organism: Drosophila bipectinata
Lineage: Eukaryota; Metazoa; Arthropoda; Insecta; Diptera; Drosophilidae
Gene: Jhbp16
Product: Juvenile hormone binding protein 16
Source: RefSeq, a predicted model, not a curated record